Molecule: messenger RNA, 579 nt
Organism: Trichosurus vulpecula (common brushtail)
Lineage: Eukaryota; Metazoa; Chordata; Mammalia; Diprotodontia; Phalangeridae
Product: glyceraldehyde-3-phosphate dehydrogenase-like
Exons: 2
Coding region: 1-579 (192 amino acids)
Molecular function (GO): oxidoreductase activity, acting on the aldehyde or oxo group of donors, NAD or NADP as acceptor
Source: RefSeq, a predicted model, not a curated record
AUGUUGUCAGAUGCCUUCCAGGAGGAUGAAAAUGGCCUCAAGGUCAACUGCUACAUUGAUGUACCAAGGACAAACAACAGUAACAUUUCCUCCUGCACUACCAAUUGCUUGUCUCCCUUAGCCAAGGUCAACCAUGACAAUUUUGGCAUUGUGGAAAACCUCAAAACUACAAUCCAUGUCAUUAUUGCUACCCAGAAGAUGGCAGAUGGCCCCUCUAGCAAGUUGUGGCAUGAUGGGUAUGGCACUGUCCAAAAUAUCAUCUCUUCUUCUAUUGAUGCUGCUAAGGCUCUGUGCAAGAUCAUCCCCAAGCUGAAAGGGAAGCUCACAGGCAUGGCAUUCUGUGCCCCUACUCCCAGCAUAUCUGUUGUAGAUUUGACCUGUCACCUGGAGAAACCUACCAAAUAUGAUGAUAUCAAGAAAGUGGUGAAGCAAAUAUCAGAGGGGCUGUUGAAGGGCAUUUUGGGUUACACAGAAGACCAGGUUAUAUCUUGUGACUUUAACAGUGAUGCCUAUUCUUCCAUCUUUGAUGCUGGUGCUAGCAUUGCCCUUGACAACCAUUUUGUCAAGCUCAUUUCCUAG